Molecule: messenger RNA, 1470 nt
Organism: Cavia porcellus (domestic guinea pig)
Lineage: Eukaryota; Metazoa; Chordata; Mammalia; Rodentia; Caviidae
Gene: Atf4
Product: activating transcription factor 4
Exons: 3
Coding region: 298-1362 (354 amino acids)
Biological process (GO): regulation of transcription by RNA polymerase II
Cellular component (GO): ATF4-CREB1 transcription factor complex; nucleus; ATF1-ATF4 transcription factor complex
Molecular function (GO): DNA-binding transcription activator activity, RNA polymerase II-specific; RNA polymerase II transcription regulatory region sequence-specific DNA binding
Source: RefSeq, a predicted model, not a curated record
GAGCGUUGCACAGCGGCCAUUUCUGCUUUGCUCCGCCGUAAAUGUAGUGUGUAUUCGCGGUCCUCUCUCUCUCCUCCCCUCGCGCAGGGUGCGCGGCCACCAUGGCGUAUUAGAGGCAGUAGUGCCUGCGGCAGCAUUGGCCUUUGCAGCGGCGGCAGUAGCAUCAGGCUCUGCAGCGGCAACCCCCAGCGGCUUAAGCCAUGGCGCUUUUCAAGGCAUCCAGCAGCAGCGUUGCUGUAACCGACAAAGACAUCUUCGAAUUAAGCACAUUCCUCGAUUCCAGCAAAGCCCCCCAACAUGGCCGAGAUGAGCUUCCUGAGCAGCGAGGUGUUGGGGGGGGACUUCAUGUCCCCCUUCGACCAGUCGGCUUUGGGGGCUGAAGAAAGCUUAGGUCUCUUAGAUGACUACCUGGAGGUGGCCAAGCACUUCAAACCUCAUGGGUUCUCCAGCGACAGGGCUAAGGCGGGCUCCUCCGAUUAUCUGGCUGUGGAUGAGUUGGUCAGUGCCUCGGACACCGGCAAGGAGGAUGCCUUCUAUGGGACAGACUGGAUGUUGGAGAAAAUGGAUCUGAAGGAGUUUGAUUUUGAUGCGCUGUUGAACGUAGAUGACCUGGAAACCAUGCCAGAUGAGCUUUUGGCCACGUUGGAUGACACAUGUGAUCUGUUUGCCCCCCUAGUCCAGGAGACUAAUACGGAGCCCCCCCAGGCAGUGAACCCAAUUGGCCAUCUUCCAGAAAGUUUAACAAAAACUGACCAGGUUGCCCCUUUCACCUUCUUGCAACCUCUUCCCCUUUCCCCAGGGGUUCUGUGCUCUACUCCAGAUCAUUCCUUUAGCUUAGAGGUAGGCAGCGAGGUGGAUAUUUCUGAAGGAGAUAGGAAAUCUGACACCAUUGCUUACAUUACCUUGGUUCCUCAGUGUGUAAAAGAGGAAGAUGCCCCCUCAGAUAAUGACAGUGGCAUCUGUAUGAGUCCCGAGUCCUACUCUGGUUCUCCCCAGCACAGCCCCUCUACCUCCAGGGGCUCUCCAUUUAGGAGCCUGCCAUCUCCAAGUGUCCCCUGUGGUUCUGCCUGGCCCAAACCCUAUGAUCCCCCUGGAGAGAAGUUGGUAGCAGCCAAGGUUAAGGGUGAAAAGCUAGAUAAGAAACUGAAAAAAAUGGAACAAAACAAGACAGCAGCUACCAGGUACCGCCAGAAGAAACGGGCAGAGCAAGAGGCGCUCACUGGCGAGUGUAAAGAGCUAGAAAAGAAAAAUGAGGCUCUGAAAGAGAAGGCAGAUUCUCUGGCUAAGGAGAUUCAGUAUCUGAAAGAUCUGAUAGAAGAGGUCCGCAAGGCAAGGGGGAAGAAGAAGGGUCCCUUAGGGUAGUCAGAAACGCUUUGUGCUUGUACAUAAGUGUCUUGCGCUGAGGCUUUGUUGUAUGUAAUAAAUUAUUUUGUAGUGAAAGUGCUAGCACAGGCUUGCUACACUUGUUAA